Messenger RNA from Penicillium waksmanii, 636 nucleotides. RefSeq names its product LURP-one-related/scramblase family protein. The record is from RefSeq and is a predicted model, not a curated record. Bases 1 to 636 code for a protein of 211 amino acids. The transcript has 2 exons. Lineage: Eukaryota; Fungi; Ascomycota; Eurotiomycetes; Eurotiales; Aspergillaceae.
AUGGGUAUCUUUGGUCAUCAUCAUCUCGAUCCGAUAGCCGAGCCUAUUGCUAUUUUUGAACAAUUUGUCUCAACGGAGCCACAGACAUUGAUCCUUAAGGAAAAGGUGCUCUCUGUCUCCGGGGAUAGCUUCGAAAUCAAGCUGGCUAGCGGUGAGCCACUUCUCAAAGUUCAUGGCGCUUGGGUAUCUCUUUCCGGUCGCAAGAAGGUUGAGGACGCACAUGGCAAGCAUCUUUUCGAUAUCUCCAAGGAGCUUCUGCAUCUCCAUACAACCUACGCCAUCGAGGAUCCCCAUCACAAGAAGAUAUGUGAGGUGAAGAGUAAUUUAAAAGGCAAGUACCUGAAUUUCCUUUUCGCCGUGUUGGGCUCCAAGGCCACCGCCACCUUCACCGACCAUAACGACAAGGCGGUGACAUUCACGAUGAAAGGAGGCUGGUACGACCAUAGUGCCGAUAUAGUCAAUGAUAAGACCGGCCAAACUGUUGCACGCAUUGACCGAAAGCUACUUAGCGGGCGCGACCUUGUGUUCGGCCAGCAGACAUAUGCCGUCGUCGUUGCCCCUGGUGUGGAUGCAGCUUUGAUCGCCGCACUGUGUAUAUGCUUUGAUGAGAAGAAUAACGAAGAACGUGGUGAGUGA